ACAUACCCUAGUGUAGAGUGCUCCUUUUUACCUUAGUUCUUUUUCUUUUUCCUUGCUGCAAAUAUUCUAGCUCUAUUCUCUUCCCCAUAUAUUUCCAUAGCAUAACAAUAGUACCAAUAUUGUGAUCCAUGAUGUCCAGCAACAAAGGGAAAGAUGCAGCAGACGGAUCAUCAUCAUCAUCAAGACCCCAACCGGCUUCAAGUACUGCUCAGCAGCCGCCGCCACUCAGCCGCUACGAGUCACAGAAGCGGCGGGGGUGGGAAACCUUCGGGCAGUACUUGAGGAACCAGAGGCCCCCAGUUGCUCUCUCACAGUGCAACGGCAACCACGUGCUGGAUUUCCUCCGCUACUUGGACCAGUUUGGAAAGACAAAGGUGCACUUACAAGGGUGUGUGUUCUUCGGGCAGCCCGAGCCCCCGGGCCCGUGCUCUUGCCCGCUCCGGCAGGCUUGGGGCAGCCUUGAUGCCCUAAUUGGUCGCCUCCGAGCAGCCUACGAGGAGAACGGAGGCCUGCCGGAGACGAACCCCUUUGCCAGCGGCGCCAUCAGAGUUUAUCUACGUGAUGUGAGGGAUUCUCAGGCCAAGGCUAGAGGAAUUCCUUAUACCAAGAAGAAGAAGAAGAGAAAUCUGAUUAACAAGUCUAAUGAUCAUGAUCAUCAACACAGCUCAAGCUUUACUAUGCAGUGAUCUUGAUUCAAAUAUGGCUUUAAUUUCCCUAAAAAGAAACAGGCCCCUUGAUCCAAAGCUAGCAUUAUAAGCUUCAGCAUGUCAUGAUUUUAUGGAGCCGCAUCAACCUAUCGAGCUGGAAUAUAUUUCAAUAUUGGAAUACUAGUAUAAUUUGGUUUAUAUAAUAUUAGUGUUUAAAUAAUUUGGCAAAAAGGCGUCGAGAGCUCAACGAGGUAAAAGUCCGUACUGAUUCCAUUUUAUUUUAUUUUUACUUUUGAUUGAUGUGGUUGCCAUCAGUAGUACAUUUUUCAGGAAAGUUUCUGUCUAUUUUAUAUUGUCUAAGCAAAUAUUUGCCAAGUUUGUCUUUGUUGAUGACUUGAGGCUAAAGAAUAUAUUGUGGUUUCAGAUAUAUGUUCGAAAAUCGACCAAUAUAGUGAUGAUCAUGUUA
Molecule: messenger RNA, 1113 nt
Organism: Morus notabilis
Lineage: Eukaryota; Viridiplantae; Streptophyta; Magnoliopsida; Rosales; Moraceae
Product: protein LIGHT-DEPENDENT SHORT HYPOCOTYLS 7
Exons: 2
Coding region: 129-686 (185 amino acids)
Biological process (GO): mRNA transcription; response to light stimulus
Cellular component (GO): nucleus
Source: RefSeq, a predicted model, not a curated record